This is a messenger RNA of Sinocyclocheilus grahami, 6134 nucleotides long. Its product is annotated as zinc finger protein 729. The transcript has 3 exons. The record is from RefSeq and is a predicted model, not a curated record. Gene Ontology annotation, biological process: regulation of transcription by RNA polymerase II. Gene Ontology annotation, molecular function: DNA-binding transcription factor activity, RNA polymerase II-specific. Gene Ontology annotation, cellular component: nucleus. The coding region runs from base 226 to 4626 and encodes 1466 amino acids. Lineage: Eukaryota; Metazoa; Chordata; Actinopteri; Cypriniformes; Cyprinidae.
UACUACAGCUAAGGCUAAAUAUACAAAUAUUAAUUUGUUCAGGAAGACGUUGCAUGCCGACCUUCCUGGAGCCACAAGAAACGUAACCUAAUUAAUAUUCAUGAGCGAAGCUUUCGCCAUAGUAGGAUUCGAAAGUUUGCCUUCCCCCAACAGCAACACUGUCCUUUAGCGCGAAAAGUGCGGUGCCUUUCCUAUCGAGGAAGGCUUGAGCUGGCUACAGCCAUUAUGGCUGCUGUUAAUGCUGCAAAUGAUGGUAGUUUGCAAUCCAAUAAUGAAAGUUUGUCCUCUGAAUAUGAGAAAGGUGCAGCCCAAGAGGUAAACAUCGAUCCAGUGAGCAAUGGCAAAGCCAGCAAUGCUAAAAACACGGACGGAGAAAUGGAAUUAAGUCCCAGUGGCCCUAUAUUGAAAGCCCAGGACCACGCCGAAGUUGUUGCAGCCAAUGCUGCAGUUGCACCCGCGAAGAUUAAAAUAGAACAAGCAGAGGAAGAUGAAUGUGUAGUUGUACAUAUAGACGAGAUCGAGGAAGAAAAUGUGGCUGAUAUGUCUACCAAUAAAGGAGACUCGUCUGAAAGAGAUAAAAGUGCCAAAGGGGAUUGGCCAUUUCGCUGUGAGGAUUGCAGUGAGGCCUUUGGGAACAAGGAGGACUACCUAGAGCAUCGCAGCGAGCAUAUCCACGAUGGUCCCAUAGUCUGCCUGGACACAGAUUCGCAAUGGGAUGACCUGCUUAUCUCGACUGACGGAGGACGGAGAAUGUUGUUCUGUGCUCUUUGCGGUCAAAAGUUUUCAAGCUCGAAAGGCUUUUUCAGCCAUCAACUGAAGCACCGCAAUCAAGUCAUUAAACGGGGGAUAGGUGAAGGUGCAGUAAGGCAGAAGCUUUUCAAAUGUAAGGAUUGCGGUAAAGCUUAUUCCACUGUUGGUCAGUGUCUCAACCAUCAGCGUUCACAUAAACAGGCCUCAAAAUCUGUUUUUCAUCAGCUCGCUCAUCUAAAGAAAAAGUCAUUUCGGUGCCCCACCUGUGGACGCUGUUACUCUCGAGCUUCGGCUCUUGACGCGCAUCGUCGUUGUCAUGAGGUAAAGCUAGUGAAAUCCAAAAGCUGUGAAACUGAGAAACUUAAUGAAGUUCCAGGUCAAACCGAAGACAGUGGCACAAGCCCUGAACAGAAUGAGGAGCUUGAGCAAAAGGUUUUUCAGUGCUUCUGUGGCAAAUCUUUUCGCACCAUGUGUGGCCUUGGCACGCACCAGAGAUUCUCAACCAGCUGUUCAGAUGUGAAGGUGAAGGAGGAAAUUAAACAUCCGUUUGUUUGCUCUGAAUGUGACAAGACCUUCGUUAGCUCUGUGGCUCUGUUGUGCCAUCAGCGUUGGCAUAAAAGACGGGCACAACUUGGCUGCAAUGGCCAGCCGUAUAAAUGUACCGAGUGUGGCAAGGUCUUCACCUCACUUACAUUCUACAAUAAGCACCAGCGAUUGGCGCACAGCGAAGAGCUGCCAGCAAAAUCAUUCCUUCAUCAAGUUAUCCAGCUCAAGAAGAAAGCUUUUGAGUGUGAGGAGUGUGGUCGUCGGUUCUCACGAGCAUCCGCCUUGCAGUCGCAUCAGCUCUGUCAUACUGAUGUCUUCCGUGACAUCAUGGAGAAGAAGUCUGAGAUGAGCACCGCCACUCAGCCAGUUAAAAUAUAUCAGAAUGACAAUGCUGACAGUGUUGUUUUUCAUUCUCAAGACAUAUCACAUGCUCAAGUUCAAGAGAAAGAUUUUAACUAUAGUCACACAGCAGAAGAGCAUGAGGCCGUAGAUGUCGAUUAUGAAGUUGUCCAUAUCACAGCUUCAGAUGAUUAUGAGAACAACAGUGGUUUCUCUCAGGAUCAUAAUCCUGAUCUUGAGUUAGUGUGUGAAUCAGACCACGAGGAAAAAGAUGACUUGGGUCAAACUGAAUGCACCUCCUCCCUGCAGUCGAAUCCAGAAAUUGAUGUCAAAAUUGUACAGAUUGAUUAUGAGCACUUAAAUGAUGAACCAUUAAUAAAUGCAGAACUAACAAACAAAAGAAAUCCUCAAGAGGCAAAGUAUAAUUGUCCACAUUGUGAUCGAAAGUUUGUCAAGGCUUUGUCCUUGCGCUGUCAUAUACUUUGGCACAAAGGGUGCAUGGGAAAAAAAUCAGAUGGGAAGCAGAAGUUUGACGUAUUGAUACCAACUAAGGGGACACUUUUAACAUGUGAGGUUUGUGGCCAUGAAAGUGCCUCCAAGAGUGCUCAUUACUUUCACAUGGGCAAGCAUGAGGAUAAAGUAGCGUAUAAGUCUAUUUCGUACCAACUUGCAAAUCUGCAGAAGAACAAUAUUAAAUGUGAAGAGUGUGGCAAGUCUUUUUCCCGACUGUCUGCAUUGCAUUCUCACCAACAGCAUCACAAUAGUAGAAAAAAGGCCUUCGCUUGCUUGGAGUGUAACAGGAGCUAUGCAACCGCAAGUGGUCUGUACAACCACCGGAAGGUUUGCAGUGGCAAUGCCAAAGACGAAAAGACAAAGCAUUUCAACCCAACCAAGUCACUUUUGGGCCCAAAGGUUCAUCACUGUAAAAAGUGUGGUAAAGGUUUUUGGUCUUUGGGAGCUUUCUGUCAUCACAAGCAAAACCACUUGGAGUGUGCUGAUGUUGAGACGAGGCCUGCGGGUACACCUGACUCUGAGAAUGUUCUCAUUCGACGCAAGAAAAAGGGUCGUAGAGGUGGUUAUAGAAAAGUGCACACUAUGAAUUCAAAAGAGAAACAUAAAUGUGAGGUGUGUGGCAAGUCAUACCACAUGCUGGCUUGUUUUCUUAAACACAAGCUUGUCCAUGACCAAGGUGUCCAACCGGCUGUCAAAUCUUUUGACUAUCAAGUCCAACAGCUGAAAAAGAACUCCUACCAAUGUCCCUACUGCGGAAAAGUUUUCUCCCGUGCCAUGGCCCUCCAGUUUCACAUGAAAAGUCAUGGCUUUGAAACUGGCCUUCCUUUGAUUGACUCUGACUUGUCUGAGCAACCUCAGUGUCCGACGUGCUAUGUUUUUUUUGCAUCUGAGUCAAUACUACAAAAUCAUCAGAAGCACUGUUCAAAACCAGAGAACAAAGUGGAAUUUCCAGAAGAGUGUGGGAAAGUUGGGAUAGAGGAGCAAGAUGUAUCCUCGCAAAAAGCUGAAGAUGUUUGUGACUCUUCUCAGUCUGCUGAUUCUGGAAAAGUACAGAAAACAUCUUCGACUUCGGAUUUGAAAUAUAAAUGUCAGAACUGUAGCCGAAGCUUUUCGGUAAUUGGUGCACUUAAUUUUCACAAGCGAAUUCAUCGCAAAGGUCACCAAUCUAAAAAGUUGAAAUCCCGUUCGGCAAAACAGUUAAAGCCUGGCAAAGUAAAGUCAGAUAAGUUUUCGGCAAAAUCGUCUUUUGCUUGUGCUGAAUGCGGAAGAUAUUUUAGCUCCAAUUCAGCUCUUGGCACACAUAGGCGAUGGCACAAAGACAAAAAAUUUGCCCGAUUUCUCUCAAAGACCAAUAAGAUACGCUCAAGGAAAAGUGUGGAUGGUGGACCAUAUUUAUGCAAUGUAUGCGGGAAAGGAUUCUUUUACCUUUGUGUUCUUCGCCGGCAUCAGCUAUAUCACCCUCCCAUGGAAGCUCAACACCAAAAAGAGCACGAAGUUGCUGAAUCAAAUAGUGGUUUUACCUGUCCAGAUUGUCAGAUGUCUUUCUCAAGUGGGUCUCUUCUAACAACUCACUUUGCAGAACAUCACAGCAAGCCUAGUGAGACUGAGAAACUCCAGUCUGAAAUCCUCCCUACAGAUGAGUUGGGUCCACCCAUCAAACAAUCGUACACAUCCAAAACAAAAGAGAAGACUAAGGUGCAACACCAUCAGUGCUCCUACUGCACCAAGAGCUUCUUGAACAUACGUGGCCUUCGUGCACACAAAUGGCAGAAACACAACAAGGUUAGCGAACAUACCACUGCGUCUCUAGAAGAGCGCUUGGCAUAUGAGAAGCCCUUAGCUUCUCAAGGGAUCAUUCCUAAAAUGUCGACUAAGAAAGAGCUGAAAACUUCUAUGGAGGAAGAACCCAUACAGCGUAGUCGAAAUGUAGAACUCAGGAAAUGUUUUUUCAAAUGUGAUAAAUGUGCUAAAGCGUUCCCCAGUGAGGGGCAGUUAAACGCUCACAAAGAGGUUGUGAAGACUCGUCCGCACUGCUGCGCUCUUUGCUGUCGCGGUUACUGGACUGAAAACCAGCUUCAACAGCAUCUCGCAUGGCACAACGAAGUACGCCGACGUCUCCCAACCGAACUGCGAUACAGACUGAGUGCUUCCAUGGCACCUGGGUCUUCAGACAACCUGCAGGCUUUAUCGCACAGAUCCGAGUCUGUAGUCAAGCUGCCUGUAGCCCUUGUAAGUCCACAACUCAAUAGCCAUAAAUGUCUGCACUGCGGAAAAACGUUCUUGUCACCUCGUGCUCUGCAGCAGCACCAGACUCUUCACAAAAAUGAGGAGCCCUACCAUUGUUCUUUGUGUUCACAGACCUUUACUGAAAUCAGAAAUCUUAUUGACCACCAUCAGGAGUGCUUGGGUGAUAAAGAGCUAAAAGACAGUGAAACUCUGCAGCAAGAGCUGUCAGGACUGCAGGCAGCAGUUCACUAACUGGAAGGCCUUCAGAAUUCAUAUUCGUGAACAUGUGAAUGAGAAGAGAAAAAUAAAUAGACAGGUGGAAUCUGUCACUGAUGGAAAUGACAGUGGUCUGAGAUACUUUACAAAAAAGAAAAAAGUGAAAGAAGAAAAAGAAACUGAUGAAGAUGAAUCUAUUGAUAGUUCUUGUCAGAGAAAACCAUCUGAGAUCUUCCCCUCCCAUCCUGCUUUUGAUAUGCUGUUAAAGGAAGAAAAGCCAGUGUUUGUGAAAACAAACAGGGUCUAUGCCUGUGCUGUCUGUGGAAAGGUCUAUUCCUACUUUGAGUCUUUCAGAAAUCACCAGAAACUGCACAUAACUAAAGACCAACAGCCUGAAAUCCGCUGUGAAAAAUGUCAGAAAACAUUCAGUCGUCCAGUCUCUCUCACACGUCAUCUGAAACUAAGCAAGCAGUGUGUUCCAGAAGAGCCUUCCGACCUUCACUGUGAACGGUGUGAUAAAUCUUUUACCUCUGCCAUGGUAUUGGCGAGCCAUCAGGAAAUGCACAAGCAGAGGCCUUUCUGGUGUGAUGUAUGCGCUAAAGGUUUCAGAAGUUCAGUAGGAUUGGAAAGACACUUGCUUGGUCAUGAAAACAAAAAACACAUCUGCGAUAUCUGCCAGAAGUCCUUUCGGGUAGCAGCAGAACUGCGGUACCAUUACAACAUUCACACUGGUGCCAAGCCUUACACGUGCAAUCUUUGCCACAAGAGCUUCUCGCAAAUGGGAAAUCUAAUUACCCAUCGGAAAAAACAUCUGGAGGUCUUUAAAGAAGGAGAGGAUGCUCCCCUCGGGAAAAGGGACGCUGGUUUAAGAGGAAAGAAUCGAGUGUCAGUUAUGAAGAAAGUUGUUUUAGGAGCAAAUUAUGUUUUUGGUCAGGAAAAAGUAAUGAAGAAGGAUCCAAGCGAAAACUGUGAAGAGAAACAUGUUGAUGUCAAUGACGCCACCUUACCUGAGAGCGAUUCACCUGACACUAGUGACUCAUCAGACAUCUCAUCAGAUGAAUCACAAAAAUGUUUAAAAGAAGAACAGGAAGAGACUUUGCAAGUUCAGGAAGUUGAUGAUGACUGGGAGUGUAUUGAAUGUGGUGCACAUUUCACUGGGGAGUCUGAGCUUCACAUGCAUUAUAUGAAGCAUGCAAGUGGGGAAGUUUGAUACACAGUAUGCUUAUUAUUAAACUGGCAUUUUGACUUGCUCUUUUUCUCAAUAACUGAAUGUCUCAAUGACCAAAGUCAGCCUAGUUGACACGCAAUACUAUUAGACUUUAAAAUGCAUUAUAUGAUUUAUUUUGUCUCUGUGAGUUAAUUUUUGGAGGCUUGGAUUAUGUUAAUUAAAUCACCAGAUUGCCUAGUUUGCUUUUGGACACCUUGUACUUCACUGCUUAACAUUCAAACGUUGUAUUUUAGAUACACCUUUAUCUGAGAGGCCUUCAUUUAUUAAGAAAUGGAAUUUGACGCUAAUACCAAUCGCUGCUUUAAACUAGCUGUUU